Chroicocephalus ridibundus (black-headed gull) is the source of this 5680-nucleotide messenger RNA. It is a transcript of the gene KLHL28, whose product is annotated as kelch like family member 28. Gene Ontology annotation, molecular function: protein binding. The transcript has 5 exons. Bases 148 to 1863 code for a protein of 571 amino acids. Lineage: Eukaryota; Metazoa; Chordata; Aves; Charadriiformes; Laridae. The record is from RefSeq and is a predicted model, not a curated record.
CCGCCACUGAUUGGUCGUGGGAGCGGGGCGGUGGCGCCCGGAAGUGACGCGUUGCCGUUGCCGGGCGCUGCCGUCGGAGCGGAGGCGAGUGAGGCGGCGGCGACCGCGGGCCGGGCCCUGCCGCGGCCUGGCCACCCCCGCCCGCAGAUGGACCAGUCGUCUCCAACCUACAUGCUUGCCAACUUAACCCACUUGCAUUCUGAACAGCUUCUGCAAGGCUUGAACCUCCUUCGCCAACAUCACGAGCUCUGUGACAUUAUCCUCAGAGUUGGCGAUGUCAAGAUCCAUGCCCACAAGGUGGUGCUUGCCAGCAUCAGUCCAUACUUCAAAGCCAUGUUCACUGGGAACCUUUCAGAGAAGGAGAACUCGGAGGUGGAGUUCCAGUGCAUCGACGAGGCGGCCCUGCAGGCCAUCGUGGAGUAUGCCUACACAGGAACGGUGUUCAUCUCACAGGACACUGUAGAGUCGCUUCUUCCGGCUGCAAAUCUUCUCCAGAUCAAACUGGUAGUAAAGGAGUGUUGUGCGUUUCUUGAAAGCCAGCUUGACCCUGGCAAUUGCAUCGGGAUUUCUCGUUUUGCAGAGACCUAUGGCUGCCAUGACCUCUACUUGGCUGCUAACAAGUACAUUUGUCAAAACUUUGAAGAUGUUUGUCAGACAGAAGAAUUUUUUGAGCUUACCCAUUCUGAAUUGGAUGAAAUUGUUUCCAAUGACUGCUUGAAUGUUGUGACAGAAGAAACCGUCUUCUAUGCACUAGAGUCCUGGAUCAAGUACGACGUGCAGGAGCGACAGAAGUACUUAGCACAGCUGCUGCAUUGCGUUCGGUUGCCGCUGCUGAGCGUUAAGUUUCUUACGAGGUUAUAUGAAGCAAACCAUCUCAUUCGUGAUGACCAUACUUGUAAACAUCUGCUAAAUGAGGCCCUAAAAUACCACUUUAUGCCUGAACACAGACUUUCCCACCAGACCAUGCUGAUGACACGACCUCGCUGUGCUCCUAAGGUCCUCUGUGCGGUAGGAGGAAAAGCUGGACUGUUUGCCUGUUUGGAAAGUGUUGAAAUGUAUUUUCCACAGAAUGACUCCUGGAUAGGCCUGGCACCCCUUAGCAUUCCCCGGUAUGAAUUUGGAAUAUGUGUCCUAGACCAGAAAAUAUAUGUUGUAGGAGGGAUUGCAACCCACGUGUGUCAAGGCAUCAGUUACCGAAAGCAUGAGAAUUCAGUGGAGUGCUGGGACCCCGACACGAACACUUGGACAUCUCUUGAAAGGAUGUUUGAGAGCCGGAGUACUCUGGGAGUGGUAGUUCUGGCAGGAGAGCUCUACGCCUUAGGUGGCUAUGAUGGGCAGUCUUAUUUACGAACUGUAGAGAAAUACAUUCCCAAAGUGAAGGAAUGGCAGCUAGUGGCCCCGAUGAACAAAACCAGAAGUUGUUUUGCUGCAGCUGUCUUGGAUGGAAUGAUAUAUGCCAUUGGUGGUUAUGGUCCUGCCCAUAUGAACAGCAUGGAGCGUUAUGAUCCAAGUAAAAACUCGUGGGAGACAGUCGCUUCGAUGGCUGAUAAGCGAAUAAACUUUGGUGUUGGCGUCAUGCUGGGCUUCAUUUUUGUAGUAGGUGGACACAAUGGUGUGUCUCACUUAUCGAGCAUUGAGAGAUACGAUCCUCAUCAAAAUCAGUGGACUGUGUGUCGACCCAUGAAGGAACCCAGAACAGGAGUUGGUGCAGCUGUAAUCGAUAACUACCUUUAUGUCGUCGGUGGUCAUUCGGGGUCAUCCUACCUGAACACUGUACAGAAGUACGAUCCCAUCUCGGAUACCUGGCUGGACUCUGCUGGGAUGAUGUACUGUCGAUGCAAUUUUGGUUUGACUGCACUUUGAUGAAGAGCGGGACUUUAUGGACCUGAUGCGAAGAUGGAAUUUAAUUUGCUUGGAAAUAAACCCUGCUAGCAGAGACCAUAAGCUGCGUUUUCUGAAGCUGGGAAGCUGAAGGAAUGUGGUGAAGUUGGGAUCGAAAUGAGGAAGGAUUUGUUUUCUUCCGAUAAUUGGCCUUUGUUGCUUUACUGACACGGGCAGAAGGCACGGAAAGCUUAUUACCAGCUAGGUUUAGAUAGCAUCCUGUUAAUGGCAGUGGAUUUUAGAGAGUACUGUAAAUGCCUGGGCUAUGGUUAGAAAACUUACUGUAUAUCUAACCCUUUCACCUUCUAGAGCUUUUCUCUCUUCCUCCUGCCUACUCUGAAACAUGAAGUUUACUGUGCUUGGGGUGAGAGAUGUGUGACUGUGGUGUGUGACUGGACAGUUGCUGAUAGUUGUCUGGUUGUGUCUUCAUAUUAAGAAAAUGCCAGUGCUUCAUAACGUUUUUUAUGAACAGUAACUAAAGGGCUGCCUUGUUCCUGUAUCUCAAGGUUUGUAAAUAACAAAUGCCAUAGUAUGUUGCCUGUACACUCUCCUUCGUUACCUGCUUAUUGGUAGGAGGGCUGGGAUGGUAAUUAGUAACUACUUACAGAAAUUUACAAGGCAAAUUUAUUGCCUCUUAACGAAAUUUUUGGAUCUGCUGAAGAGAAAUCACAGUUUUCACUUUCCCUUAUGUAUUCUUUUUGUGGAUAAACGAGUGCUAGAUUAAAUGACUUAAUCUUGCUAGUCUGCUCUGUGUUUUCAAAUGUAAUGCAAGGAAAAAUUACAACAGUAACGCAUCAGAAGAUGCCACAGCAGCAUUCAUAGCGUGGUAUAAAAUAAAUACUCAGAAAUGAAUCCGUCCCAUCCUUCUCCCAAGCGCACUUCUGUCCAUAUUCCGUAUAACUUCCUUUUCUAAAAGAAUGUAUGAUUGCUUUCUCAGAGUGUUCAGAUAUAAAAAUGGUGCUAAAUGUAGGACUUAACGAUAAGGCUGUUACCGAUUUUAGUGCAGUAUGCAUAAAGCAUGAUUGUUUUGAUUGUUCUAGUAUUUUUGUUCCUUAUUUGCUUGAUGCAUUCGUGCCUAUGAAAACUGUCAAGAAUAACACAAUGUACUGAAUGAGCUCUAUGUUUGUUACAUUAUUAUUUUAUUUUUCAGAAGAUCUACAUUUAUUGUUCCUUUUCUCACAAAUACAUAAAUAGGGAGCGAAUAGUGAGAUCCCGUCUUGGGUUUUUCAGACAGUGUUGCCUUUAACAUGAGCUGCAAUGAAUGGAGGGCACAGGGCAAAGCGUGUGUCCUGGGGAGCGGAGUGCUGAAGGUCGGUGCCUCUGAGUAACCAGAAUCUCAAGAGAUAGAACUUUGUGAUGGCCCUAAACUUAGUGAAAAUUUGGGCAGGUAAAUAGAAAGUGAUGCUGUGGGUUAUAAACAUUAUUUAAAAUAGACGACUGAAUAAAUACGAAUUUUAGCUAAUUUAGAAUGUUUUGGUUUGUUUUCUGAUUUUUAACUAGGAAUCAUGGUUAUCUUGAAUUUUCUGUUUUGGUGUCUGUACGUGUAUUGCCAGGCCUGGUACUGAAGAAUUUUUUUGCCUCCAGAGUUGUUUUCCCCUUGUUUUAACAUGUUAAAUUAAUGUUUGUUUCCCCUUGGUUUUCAAGUCCAUAUAGUAUUAUUUUUGAAGGUGCAAUAAUAUUUGAAAUAGUUGCUUUAAAAGCCAUUUCUUUAUAAGUAUGCGAAGAGGAGGUUUUUGAGUGUACUUGAUUUAUUCUGAGUUCCUGCAACGCUAAUUGCAGCCAGGCAAACAGUGGUGUUCCUUGUUCUUCCGUGCGCUAAUAUUCAGAUUUUAAACAGUCAAGGAGACGAGGGUGUUUUCACCAUAAAAUAUUAUUCACAGAUAACAGGUGUUUGCACAGAUUAUAAAAUCCUGCACGUAUUCUUCAAAUUUGGUAGAAUUAAGCAGGACUUUAAAAGCAAAUAAAAGUAACAAUGUCAGCGUUUUCAAUGCAGUUUAUUUGACCCACUAAGCAUUCUAGUUAUAUAGCAAUAAUAGCGUAAUUGAAUUAUUCCAGUGAAUCUGUUGAUAGGACACAAGUAGCUCCAUGGUUGUCUGUUGCGUGUUUGUGUGUGGGGAGGAGGAAGGGGAGCAGUCUGGGGGCUAAGAGGGAUGUUUCAGCCUGUUCCCUGGAUCUCCUCCUGCCGUUCUGGGAAACGCACACACUGAAUAUUUCCAUGUGCUGUUUGACCUUUCGGUCUCUUUCACAGAGAUGCCAUUGAGCGUUAUAUUUUCCAAUAUACACCUGAGAUCAAGACACUUAAACUAAUAUUAAAAAAGCAAAAAUUGCUUGUUUUAAAGAGGAGUUCAGGCCUGUUAUUGAUACAAGGCUUUCCCCGCAGUUCGGUAUGUACCGUACCUUCUAGAGUUUAACUACGAUAGGAGUUCAUGAAUGAAGGUGCUCGCAUACAUGUUCUGACUGGAGCUAUUAGUAAACGCUCUUUUCAGUUAGCACAAAGUGUUGCGAGGUGUAGAAAUCAUUUUGAUGAUUCAUCGGAACAAAAAAUCUCUAGGUCAGGGUUAUUCAGUGUUUAUAUAAACAUCUUUCAUUUAUGCAAGUCAAAGCACUUAGAGUUGCAAAAUGUUUUAUUCUCUUUACUUCGGCAGUGGCAAUGUUAAAUUAGGUGAUAGAGAUUGACCCCAUACUUUGUAAUGUGGCAUUGCUAAAUUUCAGAUAGCAGCAUAAACAGUUUUUUAUUAUGUAGGAAUGGUAUGACGAAUGAUGAAAAUACCUGAUGAAAUAUAAUGCUGUUACUUGAUGAAGGGUUUAGCUAGAUGUGGAUCAAAGAGUGUAUCAACCUAGGGAUCACGUCACUAAAAAUCAUGCCAUCUUCAGUUUCUGUUCUGGGUGCUUGUUGUCCUGUUCACUGAAGUGCUUGGUUCUAGGAAGAUCAGACUCAACAAUCAGUUUAAAUCUGCAUUUAAAGAACAGUACUGUCAUUAUAAUGUCUGUCUUGCAGUUUAAAAAUUAAGGACCUUCAAAUAAGAUGUCAUACAACUAUAAAUUAUCAUCCAGUUCUAUUUCUUAAUCACUCAAAAUUAUCUGUAAAGCACUUUAAAAUGGGUAUGAGUUUAUAUGUGUACAUACAGUUCCUGAAUUUCUGAUUGUUUUUAAUUAAGAUAUUCAUCUGUAAGCUGCUUGACAGCCUCUCCUACUAGGAAUGCUUUUCUUUCAGAAAAUCUAGUUGGAAUUUCUAGAGGGGCAAACGUGUCCAGUGCACAUUAAACAGCUAACUUUUUGUGGGAGAUAGCGUGUUACUUUUGUGAAUUUGCCAUCUGUAAGUCCCCAUUCACUAUAUGAAACAAUGCAAAAUGUCCAAGCUUGCCUUAAAUUCUUGAUAUUUAACUGAAACGCAAAGAACUGGAUGAUAAUUCCUAUUUUUUUGCCUUAUGCGCUGUGCUGUAUUUUAAACCCAAGGUUAACUAUACUUUUUAGCAGGAUUUAAUAAUUGUACAGAGAAUACCAAAUUGUACUCGGACUUGACCGGAGUGCUUUGGUUGGGAGUAUAAAAUGAUAUAUGUAGUUUUGUGUAUGUAGAGCGUUUUUAUGUGUACAUCUUUUUUAGCAGCACUGUUCUGGUUUUGUUAUUGUUUACAAAAGUGGCAUUUGUGUUCGACAGGAAAAUAACUGUAACCUGCAUUCUCGGUCUUUACUAGUGUUCUCAGCGUGUUUGCUCUUGUGAUAAUGCUCUGUAAGUAUUGUUGUAACUAUUUCAUCGAAUGUGAAACAAUUUAGUAAAUAAACCUGGGGAAAAACUUUA